CACAGGCUGCAUUAAACAGCUCUCUAUAAAAAAAAAAAGUUUAUCACAUGACGUUUGACAUGCGGCAUAUUGUUUUAUACACUUCACUGUGGCAAUAUGGUUGAUAAUAGUUUAGUCGAGAGUUUUCAUCACCUCACAUCGUCGAAAUUCCAGUUUAAGAAUACGUUUAGGCUCCUAUAAGACAGCUAAAACAAUGACAUACCAAAAUAUUUACUCAUGUGCAGCACAACCCAAGAAUGGUAUUGUACGAAACUGUUUAGUCAUCAGUAAGUUAACAUUACAGAAUAUUCCGCAAAUAUUGUAGAACAUAUUAUUUCAUGAUUCCAACUUGUCUACACGCGUUAAUUGUAAAUUUGUUGUAAGCAGUGCCAAUGCACACUAUCCGACAGCCGCCGUACCCUCCCUAAACCCUCCGUAAAGGCAAUAAUUACACUUUUUUGCUAUCUUUGGUUCGGAUCCGCCUUCUUUCUAAACUCAUAUGCCAAUGAAAGUGCGGGUCUUCGGCGUCGUCUUGACAACUCGGGUGACGUGAAUGAUAACUCCGCCCACAGGCGGUGCAAAAUUCUUAGCUGUCCAGCCAUCAGCCAUUACAUCUCUGUGUAUUCAAACGUAGUCGGCGGAGUGUCGUAUUCCUAGGUUGGAAAGGGAGACCGUGUGCGGAAGGUUGGAAGCAGCCUUAAAAUAUAGAAUAUUCUUUCUCAUACUUGUCGUAUAUUUCUGAUUGGAGAAAAGUGUUGUUAGUAUAACGGCUAGGGACAUUUUUCUUACCAAAAUUUUUGAAGCAUCAGUUUGUUUUUCUUUUCCCUCCUGGCGAUUAUUUCCCAAACUAACGAUACCUAGCUAGCUAGGAUUACGUAGUGCAUCGGCGAUCCAGACGCCUGAGAGGAAAAUCUUUUUUUUUUUUUUUUUUUUGCCUGAAGAAUUUUUAUUUUUCUUAAGAAUCCCGUUUCUAUUUAGAUGGCAAGCUUCCCAGAGUUUGUAAAUGAAAACGAAAUAGCCUCCGCGAUAGCUUUGCUGCAGCGUGACUCACAUGCGCGGCUUGAGCAAACGUAGGGAAGAACGAAGCUCGCGACUUUCGAUCGACUGAAGAUGGGGACGUGACUUAGCGCGAGACGACGGCACGUUUUAUUCCAACUGGGCUGGCGCGUGCGGGGUCCUCGAGGGAGCGAAGUGGAAGGCUAAGCUCAUCGGGGAACUCCUAGUGUCCGCGGCUCCUUUCGACCAGAAGUCUGGAAGGGAGACGUGGGCUGUAGCCUUUGCUCCCGAUGGCUCCUACUUGGCUUGGUCCCAGGGGCACCGUAUCGUGAGGCUCCUACCCUGGUCGAAAUGCCUGAACGACUUCACCGUCGGCAGUGCAGACCUGUCCAAGGUGGUCGCGGGGCCCCAGCGCCUGUCGCGGCAGCACAGCGACGGGCAGCUGGGUCGCAGCAUGCCCUGCGAGCAGACCAUCGACUGCGGCGACAUCGUCUGGGGCCUGGCCUUCGGAUCCUCCGUGCCCGAGAAGCAGAGCCGCUGCGUCAACAUCGAGUGGCACCGCUUCAAGUUCGGCCAGGACCAACUGCUGCUCGCUACGGGCCUCAACAACGGGCGCAUCAAGAUCUGGGACGUCUACACUGGCAAACUGCUGCUGAACUUGAUGGAUCACACUGACAUUGUACGAGACCUGACCUUCGCUCCCGACGGCAGCCUGAUGCUGGUGUCUGCCUCCAGGGACAAAACACUCCGCGUCUGGGACCUGAAAGACGACGGGAAUAUGGUGAAAGUACUGAGAGGCCACCAGAGUUGGGUGUAUUGCAGUGCCUUCUCCCCCGAUUCCGCUGUGCUGUGCUCAGUGGGGGCCAGUAAAUCGGUCUUCCUCUGGGACAUGGAUAAGUACGUCCUGAUUCGUAAGCUGGAGGGUCACCAUAAUGACGUGGUGUCCUGCGAGUUCUCUCCCGAUGGGGCCCUGCUGGCCACGGCCUCCUACGACACGCGUGUCAUAGUGUGGGACCCCCACGUGGGCUGCGUGCUGCUGGAAUUCGGACACCUGUUCCCCCCCCCCUCACCCAUAUUCGCGGGGGGUGCAAACGACCAGUGGGUGCGCUCCGUCGCGUUCUGCCACGACGGCCUGCAUGUGGCCAGCGUCACUGACGACAGGCUGGUCCGGUUCUGGAACAUUGCUGAAGCAUCUCCCCAGGCUAUUUCCCCGCUCACCAAUGGCCUCUGCUGCGCCUUCUCCACGGACGGCAGCGUGCUCGCUGCAGGCACCCGCGACGGCAGCCUGCACUUCUGGGCGUCGCCCCGGCGAAUCGCCAGCCUGCAGCACCUGUGCCGGAUGGCCCUGCGACGGGUGAUGGCGACCCCGCAGGUGCAGACUCUGCCCAUGCCUGCACGCAUGGUGGACUUCCUAUCUUACAGGAUCAUCUGACGCUGCCUGCGUGCUUCAGACCGGUUAACCUCCUCAUGGAAGGUUUUUUUUUUUUUUUUCCUUUCUGUUCGCUCGAUUCCCAUGCAGUACUUGUUGACCUUUUUCAUCUGUUUUGUAUUUAUUUAUUGGGGUUUGUUGUAUGAUCCUGGGCGUGUCCGUGUGCAUCCUUACGGUUCUUCCGGAGAUGUCGGUUGCUGUAAGUUGUUUCAGAGGUGCGUGUCACCCUUGGGGUGGCGUCCUCGUCCACAGUCUCCCAUCACCCCAAACACAACCCUGAGCAAGACGAACCUUGUUCAUAAAACACCAGAUUACAAGUGAUCCACAAUGGCUUACUGGACUGACAUGCGGUGGGAAUCUCCUUCCAGAGGUGCAGGAAUAUGCGGGCGCUUGUGGAAGGAAUGGGUGUGAGUUUUUGGAGGGGUCACUGGAUUGCCCAGCUGCACCCCGGAGCACUGCCUAGCCCCCCCCCCAUCUGAUGCCUGCACACCCACUCCGUUCAGUUGCCCCUUAAAACCUCUUACAGCUCUUAAUUUGCUGCCCCCCUGCUUCACUGAUGUUCGAUCGCCUGCCCGCCCAGUCAGGGAGAGAUGGAGGGAUCUUCGGUUUAUAUAUUUUUUUUUAUACCUGUAUAGAACUCUGUAAAGACAAUUGUAUCCAUUCAAUUUGUAUAUAGUCGUAUAUCAAAGCUUUUCAUGUUACACUGCUGUAGUAUUUUUAAGUCAAUUGUAUAGAGUUAUCCUUGUUUGUACAAAUGUUUGCAUAUCAAUGUUUCCUUAAUGUGACAUGCGUGUAAGAACGGCAGGUGAAUGACAGACAUCAGGUUUUUGUUUGUUUUGUUUUUGACAUUGCUCAGAUUGCAGUAACAUUGCUCAUCCUGUUUUCUGCUUUUUGUUUUUUAUUGUUUUUGUUUGUAUAUACAUAUAAAAUGUGUUUUUUUUUUGUUGUUUUUUUUUUUUAAUGCACAGGUGGGCCGGGAACAUGUUUGGUUUCGCACAGAUCCUAAAGGGAGUUCUUGGGGGAGCCUUUGGGCCUUUGCUUGUUUGUGUGUUAAAAGCUACCUCCGGAAGUCACUGAAGUAUGUUGACGCGCAUGUUUAUGUUCAGACGUCAAUGCACUAGUAAUUUUUUUUGUUCGAGCGCGAUGUAUGGUUUUGGUCUUGGGAGAGUUUCUGAAAGGGCAAUUGGAUAUGCAGUUAUGAUGUUAGUAGAUGCUGGACAAGGGCUUAGGGAAAUUAAAUGUGAAAUGGCACAGUAGUUGGAGGAGUUUAGCUGCCUCUUUUUGGCAAUAAGCAUGUCACUAUUCUUAGAGCUGAUUCCAAAGCUGCUCUUACCUGCAAGACCUAUGUGACAGUGAUUUUGUGUUCAUUCAGGUUUAAAACAUUAAAACUUGAAAUUCUUUGGUGUAAACAUUUAACAAACAGCAUCAUUAGUAAGGCGUUGCUAAAAUGAAGCGUGGGGCAAAAGUACAAACUUUAUUUUUGUUAAUAUUUUUUGUUGGUUUGAUACUAGAAAACUGCUGGACUUUUGUUGCCAAACAAAUUUUAGUGUGAAUAUUAUGAACAUUUCAACGAAAAGUACUCAAAUCAUUCUGUAUGCAGCAGUAACUGUUGCAGAUAAUCAAAAUUAAAUGAAUGUAUAUUUUUUUUCCAUUUACUUACGUAUUUUUGCAUUUAGUCUUAAUAAAAUUCUGCCCAUAAA
Messenger RNA from Paramormyrops kingsleyae, 4104 nucleotides. The record is from RefSeq and is a predicted model, not a curated record. Lineage: Eukaryota; Metazoa; Chordata; Actinopteri; Osteoglossiformes; Mormyridae.